CCAUAAGGUGUUUGAUACUGCGCAAGCCAUUCCAUCCAAAGCUUCUGCAACGUUUUCGAGCUCGUUGGAUUCGUUACUGAGCUCUGCUGAGUAUCCGUGGCGGAAUCCAGAUCGCAAAGAGUUUCGGCUUUACGAUUCGAAGCUCUCCCUCUUUUCUCAAAAUACGAAGAGUUCCAUUCUUUACAAAAUGAAGAGGCCAAUGCCAUGGAAUGAACAGGUAGAUGUUAUAUCAUCAGGUGAAUCUUCUUCCUCUGAUUCAGAAAUAGGGGGACAAAAUGAUGGAUUUGAGUUCAAGCCCUCCAUUGACGACUUCAAAAUUCCUGCAAAGGAGAUGACAUCUGAUGGCAUGUUGAUUAAAAGGGCAGAAAUGUAUCAAGAAUACAUGAAACAGAUCCCGAUCCCGGCACACCGUGGAUCUGUUAUACCGUUUACAACAUGGAUGGGACUAGGAAAAUCUAUAAAGCAACUUUAUGAACAGCCUUUGCAUUACCUGACUAACAUUCAGCUCAAACAGUGGGAUCAAUUAAGAUUCGGAAGUGUGGAUGAAUAUAAGCCAUUGGAUACCAUAAUUCAUCCGAGUAAAGCUGAAGCAACCGUAUGGCUGGUUGAAGAGAUUCAUCGGCGCACCUCGUCACAUCAUCAUGUUGCUAAGCUCUGGUUAUCAGACUCGAUGCACGAAGUGUAUGUUGACUCCAUUUUCCCCCAACUAUGAAAGCUGCUGCUCUCAGUUAAGUUCUGUUCUGUGCUGAUAUUAUAACAUAUUUCUAGUAGACUAACUUGUCAUUGACAAUGUGAAUCGUAAUAGAAACAACAUAGUUCUUUAGUCACACUGCUCUUGAAUGUGUAGGUUUCUUAUCAACUGACAUAGAACAUGCUCUACCAUUGCUUCUUCUGUCCAUUGUUGUGUCUAUCUGUGAAGUAGUUGAUUGCAUUUACUUUUGUAGCUUACAGAUAGAAAAGCAAUCUUAAGUUUCACAGAGAUCGAAUAUAAAUCAAUAGUGAAGAUGCAUAGUUUCUUUUA
Molecule: messenger RNA, 1021 nt
Organism: Cucurbita pepo subsp. pepo (vegetable marrow)
Lineage: Eukaryota; Viridiplantae; Streptophyta; Magnoliopsida; Cucurbitales; Cucurbitaceae
Product: protein RDM1
Biological process (GO): gene silencing by siRNA-directed DNA methylation
Cellular component (GO): nucleus; RNA polymerase V complex
Source: RefSeq, a predicted model, not a curated record